CUCGCUGAAAUACGAGAGCCUAAUACAUCAUCUGACAUGGGUCCGUAUCAAUUUCAGGCCCAUGUGGACGAAGCUCGCUCACGCACUGCUCGUAAAACUCUGCGAGCUCGAGACUUUAGCUAAAAAUAUGGGAUUUCAAGUUCGACAGUUUGUAACAAAAUGGAAGAGCAUAGUGGAAUGACAUGGAUUCGUCGAUUUCAGACCUCAGAGAGUCUGUCCGUUCUAUCUUCUCACGUUUGUGUCACUUCUUUGAACGGCAGGUCCAAACAUGUGAUUAGUAGAUGCCCGGCUCAGCAUCACGGCCCUUUCGAUAUCCGUGCGAAAUCGAAGUUUCAACAGGGCAUCGCACGCAGAUCGGUUCUUGAUGUCAUAGUUCCGAUAGUGAUACUGUCUGGCAGUGUUUGUCGAAGCUGAAAGAGUCAUCCAGAAGUAAUCGUAAACGAGGGUCACAGAAUGACAGCGGAUUUCGAAAUUCCAGUCAUAGAUCUUACUGGCUCUGAAGGACCUGAAAGGGAAAAGCUUUGUAAGGAGCUCGCAAAGGCUUGUGAGGAAUGGGGAUUCUUCCAGGUCAUCAAUCAUGGAAUUGAUGAAUCCCUACUGAAGAGGGCUCAGAAAGUUUACACCGAUUUUUUCUACCUUCCAGCUGAAGAAAAGAUGAAGAUUCUCAUUCCUGACGAUUGUAUUGAAGGAUGGAAGCAUCCGACAUUGACAGCUUCUUCAGAGCUUUUGAAGAACAUUUCAGGCUCGAAAACUGCUGAGUACGUCAACAGCGUUUGGCUGCCUGACUUACCACAACAUAGGGAGAAAUGGCCCACAAGCCCACCAGCACUUCAGCCGACAAUUGUCGAAUUUGUACACGAGGCCAAGGGUCUUCACGAGAAAAUUUUGACCAUGAUUGCUGAGGGUCUGGGUCUUGAAUCAGAUGCAUUUGUUAAGCGUUUCCUGGCACCACGAGUAAGUGUCAGGUCGAACUUUUAUCCACUAAGAUCCGAAGAGAAAUCUGAGGGUUUUGUGCAUCCACAUUCCGACGUAUCUGGGACAACACUGCUCUUAUCAGACAUGGUUGCUGGCUUGGAAGUCAAGAAAGAUGACAGCUGGGUACAAGUCGAGCCCCGACCGAACGGCUUUGUUGUAAAUGUCGGUGAUUUAGUCGAGAUUUUGAGCAACGGCAAAUUGCGAAGUGUUCUGCACAGAGGACUUCCUAAUUUGACCAUGGAACGUCUGUCUAUCGCCUGCUUUUACAUGGCAAACAAUGAUGCGGUUAUAGCUCCUGUUGAGGAGCUCUUAGAUGACGAACAUCCUCCAAAGUACAGGUCCAUUCGUUUUGAAGAUUAUUUCAAAGCAUUUCUAGCUAAAGGUAAUCUUUUAAAGAGGGGACUAGCACAGGUUAAGAUAGAUGAAUAAGGCUGUAGAUUAGUACUUUCAUUUUUAUCUCCCAACUUCAUUUUAGAGUGAAGAUGUAGAUAAUAAUCUUCACACUUGAAUCCAUUUUAUGGUGUGGGUGGAAAUGUCCCAUCAAGCAAACUGAUCUUUACUCUUCUUGAGCUAGAGUCAAACAGAUGGCACUAAACUGUGUCAUCAAAAUAGAUUAAGAAUCCAAAAUCCAAUUUUUUCUACAAUAUUUUUUUGAGUUACGUACUCAAUGAAUAAUUACCGGGCUUCUACUAGCUUUGUUUAUGUCUGUCUAAAAUUACUCAUUCCAAUUUCGCAAUUCAGCACAAAUCUGUAAUCU
This is a messenger RNA of Marchantia polymorpha subsp. ruderalis, 1732 nucleotides long. The record is from the annotation of a GenBank genome assembly. NCBI's taxonomy places the organism in Eukaryota, Viridiplantae, Streptophyta, Marchantiopsida, Marchantiales, Marchantiaceae.